GUAUGCUUGUUAUUAUAACGCUGAUGACUUUUAUUUCAUAGUUUGAGCAAUUUGCCACAGUUACUACCAUUUUCUUGAAGUUCUAAUUUGCAUUUUAGGUUUAUAUCUAGUGAUGAUAAUUCGAGGAUCUUUAAAUAUGUCAGAUAGAAAAGUGCAAGAUUAAACACGAAAAAGUUUGUUCGUGUAAUGAGCAGUACAUGCGAAAAUUCGUGUCCGUGGAAGGACUACCUAGAAGAUACAAUUAAUAAAUUAACUUCUUAUUUAACGAAUUUUCUUCCAUCGAAUUUUGGCCUAACCUUCGAUUCGACCAACACUGUUAUCUUUGGCAAUGAAUCAUUUUUAAGGUUUUCCGAAUUUUUUCAAGAAUUGAUAUCGUUGUUAUCUUUUGACGAAUUUCAACUGCAAUUGCUUAAGAUCUUUUUAUUUAUACUUACAAGUACAAUCGCUUUAAUUUGUAUUGCUUGGCACGUAUAUGGUUUGAGAAUAUCUGAACAAUUUAUGAAUCCAAGUGGCCUACCCGGAUAUUACGGGAAGUCCUCAGAGUAGUCGUUAAAUAUUAUUAUUUCUAAGUUUUAUUAUUGAAAUUAUAAAACGAUUAUUACAUAUUUUCAAUUACAUCAUAAUUCGGCUUUAUAUUUCUAAAGAUUCAAGAUGGUAGAUAAAAUAAAGGAUUUCUUUCAAAAGAAAAAAACCAAUGCUAAGUUUAUUAACGCUGGAAAAGGAUAUAAAUUGAAUGAAACUAGUAGACCCGAAACAUCGAGGAGAAUUCAAUCAGAAAUACCAAUAAAAAGAGCAGAACCUACGGACGAAGCAAAAGUUGCUGGACAAGCUGCAUUAGCACGAUUACAAACGAAACAAACUGAUACGCGCAGAUUUAACACGUCCUAUGCAGCGAUACAGGCACGCGUUAAAAAAGAACUGGAAUUGGAAAGAAAAGCACGACAGGAACAGGAAAAAGUAGCUUCCGCUAAAUCAGCUGAAAAAGCUAAGGAAAAAGAUAGAGAAAUUUUAGCUGUCACCGAUGUAUACUUCCGAUGCGCGUAUAUCUCUGAUGAAGUUUUAACGCAAGAGGAAUGGAAAAGAAAGAUCCGAGAAUUUCUAUACGAACAAUUAAAAGAAGAAGAAGCUGGUUUAACUUCUUGCUUAAUCAUUUAUAAUUGCAAUUCAGGAAAAACUAAAAUUCAGCAAUGUAUAGAGACUUUAGAAAAGUAUAUAGAAAAUAUUUUAAAAAAUCCGGGAAUAGAAAAAUAUCAAAAGAUCCGAAUGUGUAAUAAAAUAUUUCAGGAAAAAGUGGUACCAUUGGAAGGAGCGUUAGAAUUCUUGCAAGCUGCUGGUUUUGAAAAAAAGAAAUUAUUACAUAAUGACGUAGAGGAAGACUUUUUAGUAUGGAAUCCUGAUGCGUCUACUAUCGAUGAUUUAACUAUACUAGUAGAAGCACUAAAUUCUGCUGAAGUUAUUCCACUUGAAGUAGAUAGAAAUUUGCAAGUUCUCUUGCCUACUCAAGCGAAUGAAAUGUAUGAACUAUCUGAUAAUUUCUUUACUAUAACUUUAGAAGAGUUGAGAAGAGAGCAAAAACUUCGAACCGAAGCCAUCGAAAAAAAUCAAAUGUUAAGGACUAAAGCUAUGCGAGAAAAAGAUGAAGAACGAGAACUAAAAAGAUAUAGAUUUACAUUAAUUCGAAUAAGAUUUCCGGAUAACAUAAUAUUACAGGGAACAUUUUCGGUGCACGAAAAAUGUAGAGAAGUAGUGGAUUUCGUUAAAGAAAAUUUGAUCAAUACCGAUAUUCCAUUUUUCUUGAUUUUACCAGUAGGUCAAAAACUUCAAGAAGAAGAUUAUGAUAAAACAUUAUUAGAGUUAAGAUUAAUGCCGGCGUGUUUAUUAAAAUUUUCAUACGAAAGCUAUAAAGGAGAUUUGGAUAUAUCCGUAGGAUAUUUAAAAGAAACCGUGCUUUGCUUAAUACGAAAUACAUAAAAU
Messenger RNA from Polistes canadensis, 1974 nucleotides. Its product is annotated as UBX domain-containing protein 6-like. Gene Ontology annotation, cellular component: cytoplasm. Gene Ontology annotation, molecular function: protein binding. NCBI's taxonomy places the organism in Eukaryota, Metazoa, Arthropoda, Insecta, Hymenoptera, Vespidae. Bases 652 to 1971 code for a protein of 439 amino acids. The transcript has 6 exons. The record is from RefSeq and is a predicted model, not a curated record.